AUGUCGUGCUUUCAGGAGGGAUGUCCCAAACUGUGCCCACGCCCCCAGAGCCUGGGCACCAGUCUACAGCACAAUCUCUUCACCAGAACUGGCAGACAUGGGCACGGUUUGGACGUCCUGCAUGUCCACAGAUGGCUGGGCACUCAAUCCUCACAGAAUCCCACUGCUGAUUCCUUACACCCAGAGGAAGCAAUACAGGUCUCCACCCACGCUUACACUGUUUCUGACCUCUCUCUCUCUCUCUCUCUCUCUCUCUCUCUCUCUCUCUCUUUCACAGUAUGCCAAGGAACGGAUAACAAACUCAGCACACUUUCAGACCUGGACCAGCAGUACCGCACACUUCGCAAGGUCUAUGAGAACUGUGAGGUGGUCAUGGGAAAUCUGGAGAUCACUAGCAUUGAGAGGAACAGUAACCUUUCCUUUCUGAAGUCUAUCCGGGAGGUGACGGGGUACGUGCUGGUUGCCCUGAACCAGUUUGACUACCUGCCUCUGGAGAACCUGCGCAUCAUCCGUGGCAACAAGCUGUACGAGGGUCGUUACGCUCUGGCCAUCUUCCUCAACUAUCGCAGAGACGGAUACUUCGGCCUAAGGCAACUGGGCCUCAAGAACCUCACAGAAAUCCUGAAUGGUGGCGUGUAUGUGGACCAGAACAAGUUUUUGUGUCAUGCUGACACCAUCCACUGGCAAGACAUCAUCAGAAACUCACGUGCUGAGCUCCUUGUGGUUCCUUCUAAUAACAGUGGAAAUGGAUGCCGACGAUGUCAUAGAUCCUGUAACGGUCGUUGUUGGGGUCACCAGGAGGACCAGUGCCAAAGCUUGACUAAGACAGUGUGUGCUGAGCAGUGUGAUGGUCGUUGUUUCGGUCCAUACGUCAGUAACUGCUGCCAUCGUGAGUGUGCUGGAGGCUGCUCUGGGCCGAAGGACACAGACUGCUUUGCAUGUACGAACUUCAACGACAGUGGAGCCUGUGUGACACAGUGUCCUCAGCCGUUUGUGUACAACCCAACCACCUUUCAGCUGGAGCACAACCCUAAGGCCAAAUACACUUAUGGAGCUUUCUGUGUCAAAAAGUGUCCACAUAACUUUGUGGUGGAUCACAGCUCCUGUGUAAGAGCCUGUCCCAGUAACAAAAUGGAGGUGGAAGAAAACCGUAUCAAGAUGUGUGUCCCCUGCACGGACAUUUGCCCGAAAGUUUGUGAUGGUAUAGGAACGGGAAGCCUGCAGACGGCCCAGACAGUGGAUUCUAGCAACAUUGACAAGUUCAUCAACUGUACCAAGAUCAAUGGCAACCUCAUCUUCCUCAUCACCGGCAUCAAAGGAGACAUGUUCCAUGGUAUAGGGGCUCUGGACCCAGAGAGACUAAACGUGUUCCGUACUGUCAAAGAGAUCACAGGUUUUCUGAACAUCCAGUCUUGGCCAGAGAACAUGACAGACCUGGGAGUCUUCUCAAACCUUGCUGUGAUUGGAGGACGGUCCCUGUACAGUGGCAUCUCUCUGCUGAUCCUGAAACAGCGCUGGAUCUCCUCUCUGCAGUUCCAGUCUCUGAGGGAGAUCAGUGCUGGUAAUGUCUACAUCACCAACAACAGUCAGCUCUGCCUCUACAACACAGUCAACUGGACCAGCCUGUUCCGCACCAGCACCCAGAAGGCCCUGAUCCGCAACAACAGAGACCCCAAAGAGUGCACCCGUGUGCGAAUGGUAUGUGAUCGGCUGUGUUCAGAUGCGGGUUGCUGGGGACCAGGGCCAGACCAGUGUCUGUCCUGUCGAUUUGUCAGCCGUGGACGGACCUGUGUGGAGCUCUGUAAUCUCUAUGAUGGGGAUGUGAGGGAGUUUGUUAAUGGCUCAGUGUGUCUGGAGUGUGACAGUCAGUGUGAGAAGUCAGUGGAUAAGAGUCUGACCUGCUACGGCCCGGGUCCAGAUCAGUGUGUGAAAUGCCUGCAUCUCAAAGACGGGCCCAACUGUGUGGAGAAGUGUCCCAAUGGUCUGCAGGGAGCCAACAGCUUCAUCUUUAAAUACGCUGAAACCAACAAAGAAUGUCAUCCCUGUCACUCUAACUGUACGCAAGGAUGCACUGGUCCCAGGGUUCAAGACUGCAUGGGAAUAUUAGACAGGACACCACUGAUAGCAGCCAGUGUGAUCGGGGGGCUGUUUGUGGUGGUUAUUGUGGCACUGGGUGUGGCCAUCUAUAUCAGACGGCAGAACAUCAAGAAAAAGAGAGCCUUACGUAGAUUCCUGGAGACAGAGCUGGUGGAACCCUUAACACCAAGUGGCACCGCCCCUAACCAGGCUCAGCUUCGUAUACUGAAGGAGACGGAACUGAAGAGAGUGAAAAUACUGGGAUCUGGGGCCUUUGGUACCGUUUACAAGGGAAUCUGGGUUCCUGAGGGAGAGACUGUAAAGAUCCCAGUGGCCAUAAAGAUCCUCAAUGAGACCACAGGACCUAAAGCCAAUGUGGAGUUUAUGGACGAGGCUCUGAUCAUGGCCAGUGUGGAUCACCCUCACCUGGUUCGUCUGCUGGGCGUCUGUCUGAGUCCAACCAUUCAGCUGGUCACCCAGCUCAUGCCCCAUGGCUGCCUGCUCCACUACGUCCAUGAGCACAAGGACAACAUCGGCUCCCAGCUGCUGCUCAACUGGUGUGUCCAGAUCGCCAAGGGUAUGAUGUACCUGGAGGAAAGGAGGCUGGUUCACAGGGACCUGGCGGCCCGCAAUGUUCUUGUGAAGUCUCCCAACCACAUCAAGAUCACAGACUUUGGGCUGGCACGUCUGCUGGACGCUGAUGAAAAGGAGUACAAUGCGGAUGGAGGCAAGAUGCCCAUUAAAUGGAUGGCGCUGGAGUGCAUCCUCUACAGAAAGUUUACCCACCAGAGUGAUGUGUGGAGUUACGGGGUUACCAUCUGGGAGCUGAUGACUUUUGGAGGGAAACCGUAUGAUGGGAUCCCUACACGUGAGAUUCCAGAAAUCCUAGAGAAGGGAGAGAGACUGCCCCAGCCUCCCAUCUGUACCAUAGAUGUCUACAUGGUCAUGGUCAAGUGUUGGAUGAUUGAUGCUGACAGCAGGCCCAGGUUUAAGGAGCUGGCAGCUGAGUUCUGCAGGAUGGCCAGAGACCCUCAGAGAUACCUCGUCAUCCAGGGAGAUGAUCGUAUGAAGUUGCCCAGCCCAAAUCACAGCAGGUACUUCCAGAGUCUCCUAGACGAGGAGGAGCUGGAGGAUCUGAUGGAUGCUGAGGAGUAUUUGGUGCCCCAUGCAGUUAAUGUACCUUCACCCUUCCGUACAUCCAGGCUGCGCUUGGAAACCAACUGGAACCAGUGUGUGUACCGAGACUUGGCGUCAUGCCCAAAGCAUGUAACGGAGUCCCACUGUCAUGAAGCAGCAAGCACGGCAAGUGCUGCCUCUGCUGCAGGAGGGAGUCUAGGGCCUGCGCUAAGCACUGUGGAGGACCAGAACUGCAACAGGAAGCGGCAGAAACAGACCAAGAUUCGUUCUGCUGAAGACAGCAGCGGCCAGCGUUAUAGUGCAGACCCUACAGCCUUCCUGAAUGAACGAGAACCUCGGGUAGACACCGAUGAAGAUGGCUACACGACCUCCAUAAAGCACAAGAUUCCUUCAGAUUAUUUGAACCCUAUUGAAGAAAAUCCCUUCGUAACACAUGGCAAAAACAGGGACAUUCAUGCACUGGACAACCCAGGCUACCAUAGCACCCCCAAAGUGCAGCCAAAGGAUGAGGACGAGUAUAUCAACCAACCCCUUUACCUCAACUCCUUCCACAAUGCAGCCAAAAUGGGCAAAGACACACAGAAGAAACCCAGCGUCUCUUUCCCAUUGCAAGUGACCACAGCAAGUGACACCACAGUUCCUCUCCCUACCCAGAUGGGGAAAACAAAUCACAAUAAAACAAACCAUGUUCAUUUUGUCCUUCCACCGGCUCAACCUACUCACAUGGAUUCACCGAAAAGUCAAAAUGGUCACCGUGGACAUUCAGCUGCAGGAGUCCAUGGCAACUACCCUGCCAAGGGCCUUCACACUACCUCAUCUGGGCAUCCUCAUCUCACCUGCCCUGUCAACCACAAAGCACAAUCCAUAGUCGUAUGCCAGUCUGGUCACUUGGUCCUGCAACCCCAAGUGGCCAAGCCGGUUGUCACAGGGAUAAGUAGUAUCUCUGGAUUGCCGGGCUUUCCCAUCCGGCAAGGCAGCAUGUACCAACCAGGCCAUCCAACCAUAGUGGUUGACAAACUGUCCAAGAGGACCUUUGACAAUCCAGAAUACUGGCAGCACAGUCUUCCCAUAAAGUCCACCCAGCAGAACCCUGAAUCCUCGCAGGGGUGCAACAACAACUUGUGCGGGCAGAAAGGACAGAGUCGGCCGGUCAGUGCUGAAAACCCAGAGUACCUGUCUGAGUUCUCUUUGCAGUCGGGACUGGUCCUCCCUCCCCCACCCUACCGGCAGCGAAACACUGUGGUGUAG
Chanos chanos (milkfish) is the source of this 4461-nucleotide messenger RNA. RefSeq names its product receptor tyrosine-protein kinase erbB-4-like. Gene Ontology annotation, molecular function: transmembrane receptor protein tyrosine kinase activity; ATP binding; epidermal growth factor receptor binding. Lineage: Eukaryota; Metazoa; Chordata; Actinopteri; Gonorynchiformes; Chanidae. The transcript has 28 exons. Gene Ontology annotation, biological process: negative regulation of apoptotic process; positive regulation of cell population proliferation; neurogenesis. The record is from RefSeq and is a predicted model, not a curated record. Gene Ontology annotation, cellular component: plasma membrane; basal plasma membrane; signaling receptor complex. Bases 1 to 4461 code for a protein of 1486 amino acids.